AUGGCAAAUCUCCUAUCUGAAAGAAAUAAUAAUGAAUUAUGUGGGUUUUCACCACUCAGAAAAACUAUUACAUGCUCAGUUUUCCAAGUUUUGCUGACAUUAUUCAUUAGCAUUUAUAUGAAUUUGUCAGAAAAUCGAGUGGCAAUAAUUAUAAUUCUAACGGCAAUAAAUUUAUUUUCAAGUAUAAUCGCAUUAAUAUUUAUAGUGUUUUGUAUUAUUGGACGAAAAAUUGGUGCCGCAUACGAUUUGUUGCUUCAUUCUUAUCUACUUAGUAUAAACGGCCUAAAUUAUGAGUUUGACCGCGUCCAUGCUAAGUUUGGAUUAAUUGCAUUUUUUUUGCCUGUGGCUGUAAUGUGUGGAAUAGCACUGACUUAUAAGAUGUUAAUAUUAGCGCUAACGAGUCUAUUCGAAAUUCUUUAUUUUCCAUUAUCAUUGAUGCAAAAAAUCAAUUCGUGGUGCUUUUCAUCAAUUGUGCAUACAAUUAUUUUAACAAUUAUCAGCGCUAUCACACUGCUUUAUCAAUUUUUUCACCGAAGUAUUCUCGAACAAAUGCAUAAAAAAGAAAAAAAUUCAAAAAAAAGGAAAAUGGUUGAGUGGAGUCAGACGUCGCUUCGACUGAAAACAAGCAAUACGGGUCCAGUUACUAUCUACUGA
Messenger RNA from Dracunculus medinensis (Guinea worm), 654 nucleotides. NCBI's taxonomy places the organism in Eukaryota, Metazoa, Nematoda, Chromadorea, Rhabditida, Dracunculidae. The record is from the annotation of a GenBank genome assembly.